Molecule: messenger RNA, 6472 nt
Organism: Galleria mellonella (greater wax moth)
Lineage: Eukaryota; Metazoa; Arthropoda; Insecta; Lepidoptera; Pyralidae
Gene: Stt3B
Product: dolichyl-diphosphooligosaccharide--protein glycosyltransferase subunit STT3B
Exons: 15
Coding region: 133-2394 (753 amino acids)
Biological process (GO): post-translational protein modification
Cellular component (GO): membrane
Molecular function (GO): dolichyl-diphosphooligosaccharide-protein glycotransferase activity
Source: RefSeq, a predicted model, not a curated record
UCAAAGAGAGACGUGUCCGUCACCUCAGAGACGUAAAGUCAAUUUUCAUAAAAUCGAAUUGCUGGAACUGAUGUAUGAAAAUACAAUUGUUGUGAUUAUUUAGGAUAGUUCUUAGUGAUAACGAAUACGAAGAUGCCAGCCACCGCCGUUGCUAAACCGGGUAACGGCCGUAGUAAGGGAAUUUUUAAUAAUACUGCCGGCUUCAGCACCCUCAUCACAGUCACAGUGCUAUCGUUAGCUUGGUUGGCCGGCUUUGCGUCUCGGCUAUUUGCUGUUAUACGCUUCGAGAGUAUAAUUCAUGAGUUUGACCCAUGGUUCAACUAUCGCUCCACUGCGUACAUGGUGCAGCAUGGAUUUUAUAAUUUCCUCAAUUGGUUUGACGAGAGAGCAUGGUACCCUUUGGGACGUAUUGUCGGCGGGACUGUGUAUCCUGGACUGAUGAUCACUUCAGGCACAAUACAUUGGAUAUUACACACAUUGAAUAUUCCUAUCCAUAUACGAGAUAUUUGUGUAUUCCUGGCGCCUGUAUUCAGUGGACUAACAGCAAUAGCUACAUACCUUUUGACAUCGGAACUGUGGUCCAGGGGUGCCGGUCUGUUUGCAGCAUGUUUUAUAGCUAUAAUACCUGGAUACAGUAGUAGAUCUGUAGCAGGAAGUUAUGAUAAUGAGGGUAUUGCCAUAUUUGCUCUACAGUUCACAUAUUAUUUAUGGCUGAAGAGUGUCAAAAGUGGAUCUAUUUUCUGGUCUAUCUGUACUGCACUAUCAUAUUUUUAUAUGGUAUCAGCAUGGGGUGGCUAUGUGUUUAUAAUCAACUUGAUACCACUUCAUGUGUUUGUGCUACUGAUCAUGGGACGUUUCUCACAGAGGUUGUUUGUCAGCUACAGUGUCUUCUAUAUUGUUGGUUUAUUGCUAUCUAUGCAGAUACCGUUUGUUGGCUUUCAACCAAUUCGUACCAGUGAACACAUGGCUGCAUCGGGUGUGUUUGCGUUGUUGAUGGCUAUUGGUGCUCUCAAGUACCUACACAGUUUGAAUCCUAAGGGCCAAUGGAAGCAAUUGCUCAUAGUUGGUGGAUUGAUUGCCGCUGCCGUGGUCUUCAUUGUGGUUGUGCUACUAACAUAUAUGGGGGUCAUUGCACCCUGGAGUGGACGUUUCUAUUCACUUUGGGAUACGGCAUACGCAAAGAUCCACAUUCCAAUUAUCGCGUCCGUGUCGGAACACCAGCCGACUACCUGGUCUUCAUUCUUCUUUGAUCUCCACGUCCUCGUAUGCACGUUCCCUGUCGGUUUGUGGUAUUGCAUCAAAAAUGUCAACGAUGAAAGGGUUUUUGUCGCUCUCUACGCACUAAGCGCUGUGUACUUUGCCGGCGUGAUGGUCCGUUUGAUGCUCACACUGACGCCCGUUGUGUGCGUCCUCUCCGGCAUCGCGUUCUCAAUCUUACUCGAUUUGGUGCUCCGAGAGGAUGAAUUACCCGCUCCGCCUAUAGAAGUUGAUGAAUCAAAAAAUUUGUAUGAUAAGGCGGGUAAAUUAAGGAAGCGGACACACGAGCCGACGCCUCCAGCUGAUACUGGUCUUGGUAUGAACGUGCGUUCAGGAACGUUGAUAGCCUUCAUGAUCCUGCUGAUGCUGUUUUCCGUCCAUUGUACUUGGGCCACUUCGAAUGCUUAUUCAAGUCCUAGCAUCGUACUUGCAAGUUAUGGUAACGACGGAUCCCGUAGAAUUUUGGACGAUUUUAGAGAAGCAUAUGGUUGGUUAUCACAAAACACUGCGGAGGAUGCCAGAGUAAUGUCCUGGUGGGACUAUGGAUAUCAGAUCGCUGGUAUGGGAAACAGGACAACGCUAGUCGACAACAACACGUGGAACAACUCUCACAUAGCGCUCGUGGGCAAAGCGAUGGCGAGCAACGAGAGCGCUGCGUACGAGAUCAUGACUGCACUGGAUGUUGACUACGUGCUGGUCAUAUUCGGAGGCGCUAUAGGCUACUCGGGAGACGAUAUAAAUAAGUUUAUAUGGAUGGUCAGGAUCGCUGAGGGAGAACAUCCCAAGGAUAUACAUGAAGCUGAUUAUUUCACAGAAAGGGGUGAAUAUAGAGUAGACUCGGAAGCGUCAAAAACAAUGUUAAAUUGUCUAAUGUAUAAAUUAUCGUAUUAUAGGUAUGACAGUGGCGGCAGCCCGCCCGGGUACGAUCGUACCCGCGGCGCCCUGCCCGGUAACCGCGGUUUUAAACUCACCUACCUCGAGGAGGCCUAUACAACCGAGCACUGGCUCGUUAGGAUAUACAGGGUUAAAAAACCCGAUGAGUUCAAUCGUCCACGUUUGCCACUGUCAAAGAGAACAGUUUCCACGAAAAAUAUGAUCUCGAAAAAGCUGGCACUAGGAGCUGGAACAAUGGUAUAGUAACAUUGUGCUGUGGUUAGACACACGUCAAAGAGGAGAAAAGGCCUAUUAAAGAACAAGCCGAAUGUGGUGAAAGGAAAGAAGGUCGGACGGCUGGAGUGACCGGCCCGCCAAUACACCGACUAAUGUUUAUAUGAGUGGUAAUAUUGCAUUGGCCCCUCGAACCUUCCAGAGUACUGAAUUGUGAGUAAUAAUAAUGGUUUGAAUAAAUUCUAAAGUGUAUAUAUAUGUAUGUGAACAUUAUCUGUUCGUCCACUUUGAAAUGUAAAGUUUUGUUUAAAAGUGGAACGAUUUUCAAAUAAAGAAAUCAAAGCCGGAAAUAUGUUAUUUUUAUUAACAAUUUUCAUUGUAAUUUAAUGAAUAUUUUAAACAAGUUCCAAUUUUUGUGCGUUUUGCAGAAUUAUUCAGUUAGAAUGAAUAGUAUAAUGGAUUAUAUAUCAUAAUUAAGAAUAGUAUUAUUUAAUAGGAUUCCUGAUUAUGAUAUAUCAAAUUAUUUUUAACUAAACUUUACUUACCUGCAUUGCAGUGAAGUAUUUGUAAAUAGUUAGAUGUCAGGCCCAAUUUAUGAUUCUCAUAUCACGUUCUUAUUUCAACUUGAUCACUAUCAACUGUAAUGGAAACUGUAUAUUAUUUGUUAGUAUGAUUAACGUGUUUUUAGUUUUAGUUUUUAGUAACACAAUAGUUACAGUCCUCUCAUUGUUUAUACGCGCUGAACAACCUAUAGUUUUUAUUACAACUUCAAUAACUGAAUGUAUGAGAGAAUGUAUAGAGUUGAUAAUACUAAAACUUUACCAUGUUUGCAAGUCAGUACUUGUAAGGUUUAUAUUAUAGUCUAAUCUCAUUGUGUCUUCAAAAUCUGAAGAGGAUUCACUGCAUUUCUACCACUUAUAGGAAAUAAUGAACGACUGACACCAAUUCUGUAUUUAGUCCAUUAGAUAAAUGGUUUCUUAUUACGUAGGUGAUUUAGUUCAAAUUGGUUUGCACUGCGUGCAUGACAUGAGCAUCGAACAGCCGUGUGCUCCAGCAAUAAGGUUGCUACCAAUACUUUAACGGUAACGUAUCGAGGCAACAGGGAAUUUAAUAAUCGAUUCAAAACUCAUAUUUAAUAAUUAAGAGUGUAUGUAAAGUAAAUUGUUACUUACUGAAAUGUUUUAUUAAAAAAUAUGUAAAUAAUUAAACGAGUGUAGGUGGCAACCUUAUAUAACACGUGAUACAAUAGUCAAAUUAUUCUCGCGCAAUAAAAUAAAUGGAAUAAGAAACUAUUUUGUAAAUUCUAAUAAAUUCUUUAUUUAAGAUGUAAUAAAUAUUCUCUUAUAAUUAUGAUAACAUUAUUAUAAAGAAUUGUUAAUUUAAUUAAUUUUACAGAUCUGUUUCUUAGUUGGACAAAUUCUCAUAUCUCAAAAAAGCUAAUUAAAUCACGUGGCACAUCUCAUGUUAUGGCAUUCUAAAACAGUGUUCGAUAAGUGUAAAUUUACAAUUGCUACGUCCAUUUUUGUAAUAAUUGAAUAUAUUUAACAUUGUUUGUUAUAUAAAACUUGGUUUGUUAUUUUCAAAUUACACAUUUUUUUUAUAAUCGUUUAGUUUGCAUUGCUCCAUUUUCGAUGAGCCAAAAGAAGCGAGCACAGAUAGGCUUCGUCUAUUGUGUAAAAUUAUAGAUUAUAAAUAAACAUGUGAUAAAUUGACAGUAAAUUGAGUUGGCAGUUCUUUAACAUUUAUCUACAAAAUUAGACUCAGGAUUUGUAUUGUGUUAUUAAUGAAAAUGUAAGUCCUCAAAUACAUUGUCAGGUAUACCAGAGUAACCUGUGAAAUUGCUCGAAUUAGUCGAAAAGUAAAUAAAUGUUACGAAACCCGACUAAAAUGAAAAUGGAGCAAUGUAAUUAACGAAAAGAAAGUAGUUAUAUUAAGUCCAGUAAUAAUUAUUUGGCAGUUUUGAGACUUAAGUCUUUUUAUCAAAAUAUCUUCGCAAUAAAUAGAAUAAAAAUGUUUGUUCCUAUUACUUUUUCUGUCUUAUUUUAUACGGCCAAUUAAAAAAAAAAGCACCAUUUUUUUAUUAAAUAUACCAAGUAUAAGCAAAGAGAUAAACCUUUCAGUACUUGUAUCUUAGUGUAUUUUGUGAUGCCUAUAGUGUUAUUCCUGUCUAUAGAGGCGGUUCCCACUUUCCAUCAGGUGGGGUGAUCAGCUUGUUUACUUCCAGUAAUAUUAAAAAGAUAUUGCUACAUAUACUCUAUUUCAAAUAUGAUGAUAAAUAUAACUGAAAACUUGUAAAAGACAAUUUUGAUACAUUAAUAGCCAUAUCCGCAGGUUUCCUGCGAAUUACGAUAAAAAGUACCAAUUACCAAAAGUACCAUUAACCAAAGAUAUGUGCGCCGAGGUCUGCUGUUAGGCUUGCGCUUACGUCACAGGCCGCUCAUGAUUAAGGAUUACGAAUUGAUCCUGAAACUAGGCGAGUUUUCUCGAUAUAAUUAAACCGGUAGUUAUUAUAUUAAAAUACCAAGGAUAUGGUUUGUUUUUUACUACGUACAAAUCUGUUCAACUAUUUCAGCGUGAUUAAGUAAGGAAACACCUAAAAUUUUUACAAAUAACAUUAGGAUGGUAAUUUCGACACUUUAAAUACAAAAUAUAAUUGACUAGAAACACUUUUAAAAUAAAUUGCUAGUUACUGUUUAACUCUGAAAGAUAAUUCGUCUAUAAGAAUGACGUUAAUUCGCAGUAUUAUAUUUGAAAUGGAAUACUAAAUGCCGAUGUUGAAUAUUAAAAACAAUAAGUCUUUCAACUGCUAAAUAAUUAUAUUAAUAAUCGCACCUCGCUACAUUUCAGUACUUAUCGCAUUUUAUUUCGGUACCACGAAUGUAAAGAUGUAUAAAGUAUUCGUCUGUGAAAUGCAAUAAUAUUUUUAUGACUAUAUUUGUUAUAGAAUGUAUGUAAUUGUAACUACCAAAGUUUUAAUACAUUUGAUAGAAUGUCUUCUAGUUUGUAUUCCGGUGUUGGGUGAGUCAGUAACCUGUUAUCUACAUGACGGACCGUUCUGUUCCUAUGUACGAGACGAACAAUGUAAUUCUUUUUUUCUUCAAUCAAUGUACAUUUAUUUUCAACCGACUUCAAAAAAAGGAGGUUCUCAAUUCGGUUGUAUUUUUUUUAUGUUUACCUCAUAACUUCGUCAGUUGGAAAUCGAUUUGCAAAAUUCUUAUAUUUUAUCUGAAAGGAUAUGCUUACAGAUUGGUAUCAUGGAAAUUUUAUCAAAAUCGGUUCGUAAGUAGUUUAGAUUUAAAAAAAAAACUGGUUUAGAUACAAUUGAAGUAGUUUUUUUUUUUUAUUGUGGAAAAAUAUGUAAACUAAAAGAUACAAGUGUAAAAAAUAAGAGAUGCAUAAAGCAUACAAGGGUGUAAACGAAAUUGUAUAAUAUUUUACCCAAGGAAUAUGGCAUCGAAAAAUGAUAGUAAUCUUCGAAUCCUUAUACUAUCGAUCAUGUGAUCGUGCGGUAUAUAUAUUUUAAGUUUUUUUUUUAAUGGAUGAUAAUGGAAUGGUAACGCCACCCGUGCUAUUGGUAUACACCGGCGGGGCACCAGUGAGGGAUGAUAGAUGAGGAUAAAGCAGGUCAGUUAGUCCAUCGUGACGAAUUCAACAAGAAUUGUUCACGAUGGUUUCCAGGGGGAACCACGUGGAGGUCGACCUAAUAAGGCAUAUUGCUAGCAAUGGGGCUGUCAAACCCCAUUGCUAACAAUCCCUGUCCCCCCUAUAUUUUGAUUAUAUUUUUGAAAUUGUACCACUGUCCCCCAGCAAUACAUAUGUGUGCGUGUAUAUAUAUAUACAUUAUUUCAAUAUCUAAUAAUUUAUCUUCGUGUCCUGCCUAGGAACAGUAUCUUAGUGUCACGAUCUGUGAGACGACGUGUUUCAUUCUAUCUCAGAUAUUUGAAUUAUAAAUUGUCCGACGGAUGUUUGUAAUAUUGCAUAUAUUAUGAUUUUAUUUUUAUUGUUGUUCAGCACUAUUUUGUUUUCGUGUUAGUAACAGAGUUUUAUCGAUCUGUAGAUAAGUAUUCAUUGUGGUCUACAAUGUUCUUAAUAAACGGAUGGAAAUUGA